UAAUGACUGUAUAAUUUUAUUUAUGUUCUGACCUAUCAUUCCAGAUUAGAUUUCAAUUUUUACUAUUACGCUAUUUGUCGAUACCAAGUAACGUGGUAUGGUACUUAUAAACAAUUAAAUAAUUAGUUUUCAUAUCUUAAUAUUAGUUUGGAUCAAAUUAAAAUUUUUAUGAUCACAUAUACGCGAGAUUUGAUUAUGUUUUUUUCAUUGUUGCGCACAACAAAUAGUUUUUUUUCUUCAAAUUCCAUUUGUUAGUUCUUGUUUUUUAUUAUUUCAUGGUGCAUAUAAUUAUACGUUUACGUUGUAUGGAUAUGAAAUACACUGCAUAGCCAUAAUAGGCGUACAUAUUGAUGAUCAGAUAAGAUAAUGAGAGGCAGGAAUUUGUUGCUCCGAAAACUCGAAUGAUGUGUUAUAGGAAUACUUAUUCGUACAAUUAUUUGAUACUUAUUUCGCUUAUUCAUUUUUAGAUGUACCUAUAAAUUUCUCUGUAAUAAUCAUGGUCGAAAAACAAAAAAAAUCAUAUUCAAAUAUGUAUAUAUUUUCAAAACUUGUUUCACUAGAUGUAUAAUAAUUCAUUGUCACAUAAUUCAAAUGUAUUGUAUGGUUUCGAAAUAAUAAAUUUAUCAAGUAUUUCAAAAUUAUUUUUGGAGUAAAUUGAAAGCAAUUACUAUGGUGGGAUUUUAUGAGAGUCCCUAUGAUCCCAAUUCGGUCUCAAAUCUUACAAAAAGGAAAUUACUCUUGUCUUGUUUUAAAAAAUGAAAAUAGGAAUUGAUGUGAAAGCUACACUCAGAUAAUAUAUCAUUAUUCAUACAUAAAUUCUGGAUCAUUUUCUACAGCGAUAUAAAAGAAGCGUGAUAGUCUGCACAUUAUUAUUCACUGCGAGACAGUUCAUUCGUUAUACUAAUUGUUUGAAAAUCUGGGCUGGUGACAUAUUUUUUCACUAAUUAUCUGAAGUGGUAUAAACAUUGCGCAGACAGAGGAGGAUUACCAGGCCCAUCCAUGUGUACAUUGUACAUCUUGAUGGCACCGGUUGUUGACGCACCAGAUCUGUGAUGAGAAUCAGGUGUGUUCCGCUCUGGACAAGCGUGAAGCUACAUCAGCUGCUGCCACCCAAUUACUGUGUGGCUUGCUGUUUUUUAAACUCUUUUUCAAUCAAACACAGGCACGUGUAGAGUCAUUAACGUAUUAGACCCGUUGCAACUAUUAGUGGUGAUUUAUUUAUAUGGUGAAAUGAUGAAGAAUAGAGUUCAUCAGGGAGCUUCUUGCUUGACUAAGCUCGCUGGUAAAUCUCGUGGCCACAAAGGUAAAUACAGCUGCAAAACUUACAAACAGAUAGUCAUGGAACACUCCGAUUUAGUGGCCGAAAUGAUACACAUCGAGAGGCUCACUACUCAGGAGAGGCUGCACUUGGCCAGACAUCGGAGGGUUCAGCAGCUUAAGCAAUGGCGCCAUAGAGAAAAGGAGUGGCUGCGACACCAGCAUAAGCACCCAAGCAACAAACGUCACAUAUUCUUCAGCGAUAGCGUAAUGCUCUUGGAAGCUGCAGCGAGAAACGACAUAGACGAAGUGAGGAGGCUUUUAAAAAAGGGUGUGAAUCCUGAUUCUACAAAUGAAGAUGGACUAACUGCCCUGCACCAAUGUUGUAUCGAUGAUAAUGAAGAGAUGAUGAAAAUACUUGUCGAGUUUGGAGCAAACGUGAAUGCAGAAGACAGUGAGAAGUGGACACCACUCCACGCAGCAGCUACUUGUGGCCACCUGCAUUUGGUGCGGUACCUCAUUGCAAGGGGUGCAAAUUUGCUGGCUGUCAACGCCGAUGGAAAUAUGCCUUAUGAUAUAUGUGAAGAUGAGAAAACACUAGACUGUAUAGAAGGUGAAAUGGCGCGACGGGGCGUUACACAAGAGCUGAUAGAUGAGACUAGGGCCGGAACGGAAGUACAGAUGCUACGAGAUCUUCAAAAAAUAGCUUCGCAAGGUGGCGACCUCGAAUACACCGAUCAUCAAGGUGCAACACCUCUUCAUAUAGCAGCAGCAAAUGGCUACCUUAGAGUAGUUGAAUUCCUCCUUGAUCAACAUGUAUCAACAGAUGUCAUAGACAAUGACAAGUGGCAACCAGUUCAUGCGGCUGCUUGCUGGGGACAUCUGGAGGUGCUUGAAUUAUUGGUGCACAACGGAGCGGACUUGAACGCUAAAAACAAACAUGAGGAAACUCCUGCAGACAUCUGUGAAGAUCCUGAGCUGAGAGAGCGAAUAAUGGAGCUUAAAACGGAGCAGGAAAGUAAGAGACUUCAAGAAGCGCAGAAGAGAAGAGUACGCAGAUCUCAAAGCAUAAAUACACGCACGCAAAGUGUUCGUAGAACAUCCAUCAGGGACAAAGUCCUUACUACGAAAAAAGAUGCGCAGGAGGAAGCUCGACUCAGGCUACAGGCUCAGCAGACAUACGUUGGAACGCCCACACAGAAUGUGACACCUUCGGAGAAUAGUACAAAUAUGAUUGACGGCACGACCGAAGAUACAGAGUCUUCGAGUCUAACUCCCGCUGUUCGGAGAGGUCCUGAAGGGAAAGACAAUGAUUCUUUUCUACACGAAGACGUGGACAAGGACUCAGUCGCAGGGCCUGACCCGCCUGUCGGCAACCAGCAGUCCAUUUACACAGCCGACACCGAUGCUAAUGGCAAGAUCAACAUACACGUGUCUGUAGUGUUCGUCAAAUCUCUGUCGGACCUGAAGAAGCAGAGGGCCCAGAAUCGUCACACCCCCGCAAACUCUCUCGAUGCCAAUGGGAACGGGGUACCGACGCCCAUCUCCUCCAUAUCUGGUUCAGAAGUCAAUACCAGAGAUUUCCAGAGGUUCACCGGAAACACCAGUGACAUCGUUGGCGAUAGUCAAACAGAAAAAGGCUGCUGCGUCAUGAUGUGAAAUGUGAGUUUCACUAUUUUUCAAAGGCUGGAAAGUCUCUCCCGAUAGAUUUAAACUGUCCGUUAGUCGUCCCAAUCACAUCACCGAAUUUAGAAUGCAUAAAUUCUCUAUGGUACGUUCUUUCGAACGAUCCGUGUAAUCCGAAGUAUUUGUAAAUUGUAUAUGUUAGUCUCCAUCUUUUUGUUCUUUUAACGUAGAGUUUACUACGUCAUUUUUAUAAAAAAAAGUAAUUUCACAAAUGCCAAUGAGAAUAUCGUCUGUUUCCAUUCCAAGCAAUCGCUGUUCACCAUUUGUUAGCAAUGUUCUCGAUAAUCAUCCCUUAAAGUUUAAAUUAUAGCAAAACAAUCGCAGGUGAAAACUAUCAUUUCGUCUCCGAGGAUGUUAAAUUUACUAAUUAUCGCAGUUACGAUGUGUUAUGGUUGUUUACUGUUCAAUUGGUGUCAGCUUAUUUAUUGUUAAUAAGUUUUGCUAUUUAUUUAUCAUUAUUUCAUGUAACGCAUGACUGCUGAUCUCCACUUUGCCGGAGAACAGAUAAAAAUACCUCAAUUUUUGAUCGGUACUUUUCCCUAAAAUGUCCCUAAAAUGGUGAAACAACUUUCACUUUCGUUACCGUUAAACACAUAACUUGCUACCACACCUAUACAGUAUCCCAAAACCACGUCACAUGUACUGUACUCUGCAAUAACUAUUUGUUAAUUUAUUAUAGCAACAAUUUAUCCGGUUCAACCAGUCCCUGAUACCCUUUAAUUUUCAUUGCUGAAAAUUUUCUAAAUUUUUGGCAGUCUAGUCAUUAAAUGUAUUUCCGAUAAAAAUCAAAAACAUAAUCCUGCUCAAUCAAAGUUACAAUCUUAGAAUCCAUUGAUUUUGGAAAAUGAAGAGACUAUAAAUUCUUACGAGAUAAAAAAAAAAAAAACAGAAACACAAUUUACAAGGCUUGCAUUUUCUACGUCUCUUCUUUUGGGUUUCAUGCGUCGAUAUAUAUGUCAAUUAUUAACUGAACGAUGAACAACUGGUUAACGCAGACAGUAUUAUUGGUUUUUUUUUUCCAAUGCAAGUAAAACGUGUAUAAAAUUUUCCGCAGCUAUCGGAUCGAAUCCUGCAAGUUAUCAUUUUCACCUGUUCCAUACAAAUUACGGAUGAAAUGGAAUGGAAUGGGGACGAUAAACUUAUGAAAUAAUUUUAUUCGCGUCAAUUUUGCGGUAUAGUUACUUAUAUUCUGUAGACGUCUGCAAGCUAUGCUUGAAUUAAAUCCACAGAUCUACAGGUCUUAUCGACGAUCGUUGAGGUACUUACACGCUAUUGCGUAUAGUUUAAUUUUCCACUAAUGAAAUGGAGGUAAAACCAUUCCGUUUCAUCUAAAAUGCGGUAUCAUGGAGAAUACUUAAUUUAAUUAUUUUAGCUGUAUAAUGUACGUUAUUGUGUAGAUGUAAUUAUUUAAACUUGUAAAUGCUUUACAUUAUAUUGUAUUAUAUGAUUAUUUGAUACAAGUUUCGUUUAUUCUUUGUUUUUCAUACUUUUUUUUA
This is a messenger RNA of Athalia rosae (coleseed sawfly), 4439 nucleotides long. RefSeq names its product protein phosphatase 1 regulatory subunit 16A (gene MYPT-75D). Gene Ontology annotation, molecular function: enzyme inhibitor activity; protein binding; phosphatase regulator activity. The transcript has 9 exons. The record is from RefSeq and is a predicted model, not a curated record. NCBI's taxonomy places the organism in Eukaryota, Metazoa, Arthropoda, Insecta, Hymenoptera, Athaliidae. The coding region runs from base 1231 to 2916 and encodes 561 amino acids. Gene Ontology annotation, cellular component: cytoplasm.